Messenger RNA from Actinia tenebrosa (Australian red waratah sea anemone), 1878 nucleotides. RefSeq names its product cytoplasmic phosphatidylinositol transfer protein 1. Gene Ontology annotation, cellular component: cytoplasm. Gene Ontology annotation, molecular function: phosphatidylinositol transfer activity; phosphatidylinositol binding. Gene Ontology annotation, biological process: phospholipid transport. NCBI's taxonomy places the organism in Eukaryota, Metazoa, Cnidaria, Anthozoa, Actiniaria, Actiniidae. The record is from RefSeq and is a predicted model, not a curated record.
GGCCGCCCAGUGAUCAGCAAAGCGGAAAACUUCUCAGUGUUUGAAGACAGCUUUGAUGUAUAUUUAUUAAUUCCGAGAUGAGCCAAACUUGAUAAGCCUUAAAUUUAUUAUAAUGUUGGUGAAAGAGUACAGAAUAAGUAUGCCUUUGAGUGUCGAAGAGUAUCGGAUAGGGCAGUUGUACAUGAUUAACAGACACAGCAAUGAACAGAGCGACACAGGCGAGGGUAUACAUGUUGUGAAAAAUGAAGAAUGUGAAGAUGAAAAAUAUGGAAAAGGGAGGCUUACCGAAAAAAGAAUAUACUUAUCAAGUCGUUUACCAACUUGGGUGAGAUCCUAUAUUCCAAAUUUAUUUUAUGUGGUGGAGAAAGCUUGGAAUUUUUAUCCAUUUACAAUAACAGAAUAUUAUUGCUCAUUUCUGCCAAGAUUUUCAGUAAAAAUAGAAACUAAAUACCUUGAUGACAAUGGAUGUACAGACAAUUGUUUUGACCUUGGAAAAGACUCACUGGAUUCUAGAGAGGUCAUUCACGUAGACAUUGCAUAUGAUACUUUUCCUGAAAAGUAUUACGUUCCUGAAGAGGACUGUAGAACCUUUAAAUCAAAAGUUACUGGCAGAGGACCUUUGGAACCUGGUUGGCAGGAAACCCAUCAACCGAUUAUGUGUUCUUAUAAAUUGGUUAAUGUUACAUUUGAUGUCUGGGGGUUAAGUCAGCGAGUGGAAUCAUAUGUACACAAGUGUGUACAAGAUAUUCUUCUAGUUGGCCAUAGACAAGCAUUUGCAUGGAUUGAUCUGUGGUAUGAAAUGAAUUUUGAAGAUGUGAGAGAAUAUGAAAAGGAAAUGCAACAAAAGACCAAUGAUAAAGUUGCAGCUGCUGAACUUGAAAAAGCUUGAAGUUGUUAGAAGUAUUAAUAGUGAUUAUUGCUAACUGUAUUUCUGGCGUGAAAAAUACAUUAUUAUUAUUAACUACACAACAUGGUUUUAGUGACACUAAAAUCAAAUGCAAAGAACACUGUACAUGACUCAGUAACACUAAAUGGAAACAAAAUGAUUUAUURUUUAGCGUACACCAAACAAGUUUCAUGUCUGAAUAGAAUACCUUGUACUCUAGUUUUCAUUUCCUUGUAGCUAUAAGUGUAAUUCUCACUUGUGUCUAAAGAGUUGGAAAUUUUGAGCAUCUGCAUUCAUCAUUAAUAAGACAAUCAUAACAUGCAAUCAUAACUUAAUUACUGUAAGGUGUAUCUCAUAUGAAAGUAUAAUUUUGUAAUUUACAGUGCUUGAUUUAUCAAAGGGAAAUCAACUGGGAAUCUUCUAGAAAAAUAUAUCAACAUUAGAAAAUUAUGUUUCUACCUAUGUUUAAUCAGCCAAGCUUUCGCACAACUGGUGCAUCAUCAGGGCAAUGGCUGCUAUUAGUGAGACAAUUUUUUUUUACAUUAACUAGGAUAGUUAAUAGUUAAUUCUAGUUAACAUAAAAAAACUGUCUCACUAGCCAUUGUCCUGGUGAUGCACCAGUUGUGCGAAAGCUUGGCUAAUAAAAUUUGUAAAUAUAUGUGUGGAAAAAAUAAUUUUCUAAGUAUUCACAUGUACAACCACAUUUUGAAUAUCUAUAUUUAUCUAUCAGUAGAAAGAUCAGGGUCACUCACCAGUAACUUUCUUCUAAGGUGAAAUUUGUCCUAUGUUCCAGUUAAAAUAGUGCACGUGUUAGGGAGAAAAUGGCUGAAGGACUGAAAAUAUAUCAUGGGUUUUCAGCUUGUGUAUCAUUCCCUCUUUUAUUUAACUACAAAGUCACGUAUUUUGAAUUGAUAGCCUGUCGGCAUACUUUUGACUACCACUUAUAGUACAAAACGUCCUUUGUAAAAUAUACUGCAAAAUUGAUGCCUGCA